AUGCCACCAGCCUUAUGCGCCAUCUGCAAGACAGAGCGCGCUCUCAUAAAGCGGCCCAAGAAUCACCAGAAACUCUGCAAGACCUGCUUCAUUCAGAUAUUUGAAGAUGAGACUCAUCACACAAUAACUUCCUCCAAGCUUUUCUUUCGUGGCGAGAAAGUAGCCAUAGGAGCUUCCGGAGGGAAAGAUUCCACAGUACUGGCAUCUGUGCUCAAGACGUUAAACGAACGACACGACUAUGGCCUGGACCUGGUUUUGUUGAGUAUAGACGAAGGUAUCAAAGGCUACCGGGAUGAUUCACUGGAGACGGUCAAGCGCAAUGCCCUACAGUACGAGAUGCCUUUAAAGAUUGUAGGAUAUGACGAGCUUUAUGGCUGGACCAUGGACCAGGUCGUGUCCACCAUAGGCAAGAAGGGGAACUGCACAUACUGUGGCGUUUUUAGAAGGCAGGCUCUUGACCGAGGAGCGAAAAUGCUGGGCAUCAAACAUGUUGUCACGGGCCACAAUGCAGAUGACGUAGCAGAGACUGUUUUGAUGAAUCUCCUGAGAGGAGACCUGUCACGUCUUUCCAGGAGUACGAGUAUUGUCACCGGUAACGACGCAAGUGAGGUGAAGAGGAGCAAACCAUUAAAAUACGCUUACGAGAAGGAGAUUGUGUUAUAUGCGCACCACAAGAAGCUUGAUUACUUCAGCACCGAGUGCAUAUACAGUCCAGAAGCUUUCCGAGGUAGUGCAAGGGCUCUCAUCAAGAAUCUCGAGAAAGUACGGCCAAGCUCAAUCUUAGAUGUCGUUCGAAGUGGAGAGGACAUGGCACGGCUCGUUCCAGGACAAACAACGGAUGCCUGUGGUUGCAAGAGCAAGCAAGUUGCAGAAGCUAAAGCAGCAGAGGAAGAAAGCGUUGGUGGCUGUGGCUCGGCAGACGGUCGGAGCGCAGGUGGCGCGAUGGCUGUCAUGGAGAAACAACUGCGAGAGAACGAAAAGGCUGUUGGUGAGGGUCUUGAGACCGAGGUGACCACCCCCAAAGCUACAGCUCAACGGCACGACCGGAAAAAGAAGGGCGAUCAUGCCGUAGUCGACAAUGGCAUCAGCGUUCCAAUUAGACCGAAGCAGACACUCGGAACGUGCGAGAGAUGUGGUUACAUGUCAAGCCAGAAGUUGUGCCAGGCAUGUAUGCUUCUGGAAGGCUUGAACAAGAACAGGCCUGAGAUUAGCAUAUAG
Messenger RNA from Truncatella angustata, 1218 nucleotides. RefSeq lists its product as uncharacterized. The record is from RefSeq and is a predicted model, not a curated record. Gene Ontology annotation, cellular component: mitochondrion; cytosolic tRNA wobble base thiouridylase complex. The transcript has a single exon. Bases 1 to 1218 code for a protein of 405 amino acids. Gene Ontology annotation, molecular function: tRNA binding. Gene Ontology annotation, biological process: tRNA wobble position uridine thiolation. Lineage: Eukaryota; Fungi; Ascomycota; Sordariomycetes; Amphisphaeriales; Sporocadaceae.